GCUUUAGCCUCAGAUGACUUUGUGUUGAUUCUCCACCCAGGUAAUAGGACGAUUAAAGGCGCACGGACGCGCGUCGCUAUCGGGUUCAUCGCCUUAUCACUUAGUUUGAGUGGAGGUAAAUAGAGGUUUUGAGGCUUGCCAAGAAGUGUGAUGUAAAGCUGGAUAGUUCUCUACUCUGGUGAUAACUGGGGCUCCCAGGAAUUCACUGUAGUUUAUGUGCGCCAAGGGAGAACCAGAGAAGCAGACGCAUAGGAUUGGACGCACUUGAACUCUUUCGCAUUACGAUCUAUCAGCAAGUGCAUAAUAUGCUUUCUCUCAUAAUUUCUAAAGAUGUUGCGAUCGUUUUCGAAUGUUUCGCAGUUUUGGACUGUUUGCUGUGCUGCUGAUAGUAUUGGGGUGGAUCAGUCCAGGGCUGCCCUCUCCUUUGUGGCCCAUCUGUGACCUCCGCGCUCUCGACCACUUUGUCAAGAAGGCACAGGAGGCUGAGGCCGCCAUGAGGAGCUGUAAGGAAUGCAGCUUCACUACGCCAUUCACUGUCCCUCAGCCCAGCGUGGACUACAACGCCUGGAGAAAGAAGGAUUCAGAGCAGCAGGCCCUUGAGGUGCAAACAGGACUAUGGCUGUUGUCUCAGGCCCUGCUAUCCCUGAAGACCUCAGUCAGCAACACAGCACUACACUCCCACAUAGACAACAAUCUGGGCAACAUCGUCAGCAUCGGACAGGUGCUGCGCAGUCUCAGCUUCCCGGACUACACUCCCCCCGAGGCAGCUUCAGUCACCACGGACACGUGGCGCGUGACCUCGGCUUCUGCCCUCUUCCAGGUCCAGUUCAACUUCCUCCGAGGGAAGGUCCGGCUCCUGAUGUCCCACGCGCCUGUAUGCCAACAAGCUGUCAGCUGAUUGGGUGUCAGCCUGGACAGGGGUCUGUUGAUUGGAGCAGCCCUGUGUCAAAGGGGUGGUACGUGGGACCAAGGAGGCUGCUGGUUGGAGAGGACUAAGGGAGAUUUUAUCUGCUUAGGGUCAUGGACGGACAUUUUGUAACCAUGGGACAUAUGCCUCUAUGGUGUUAAGAGGGUGUCACAAGGGGAUGGAGGAGAUGACUGAAGCACUUUGUGUGCGUUUAAGACGUAAAAGGGAAUGCUGGAAUCCUGCCUCCUUAAGUGAAAUACAUGCUACAAUCCUUAGGUCUACUGAGCGGCCCGGUCUAACAUUUCACCUUUCAAACUUGUGUUAUGCUUUUCCUUGUGGAAAGAUGUGUUCAUCUGACAGGCUCAAACGCCAUUGGCUGCAACAGUUCUUCACUACAACAUAUGCACUGGAAUGCACUGUAUCAUUGUCAAUCAGACACAGCCAGCCUAUCCCCAGUUGGGAAGAUGAGACUGACAGCCAAUCAAAUCUCACCAGAUCCGGACUGUUCCUGUAGUUUGGAUGUUAAAUGAAUUGUACCAACAAUUCAUUGUAAAUUAAUUGAAUUGUUGUUUUGUUAUUUAUACAGAUGUAUAUUUCUAAUAGUCAAAAACAUAGAAAGGGUUUAAUGCGCCAUGCCUUUCUGUUGUAGUUUAAACUGUAGCACUUGUGUGCAUUGGUAGAUAUUGGAAAUAUUACUUGCUGCUACACACCUUGUGUGUCUGUGUGUGUGUGUGUGUGAGCGAGUGUGAGUGCGUGAGAGAGAGAGAGAGAAAGAGUGCGCAAGAUAGUGGAGCAUUAAGUGUGUGUAAACUCCCUGAGUGACCUCAACAGUGACGGCAGACAUUGGAGUGUCAUUGGGGGGGUCACCUCGGGUGAAGGAGGAAAGAAGAGAAUGCGUGAGAGAGGUCCAUGGAAAAUGUGUGUGAGAAGCAAGGGACUGAAUAAGUGUCAGUGUGUGAGAGAAAACGAGAGAGAGAGUGUGGUGGGGGGGGAGGGGGGUGGCAAGCAUGGAGGGUCUACGUGAGAAUAGCUUAACCUCUGCAUUGGUUAUCACUCGACAGGGCUAACUAAGGCAUGCAGGGAAGCGUCAGGGACACUGCUCAGCGGUGAUAGCACCAGGGCCUGAACAAAUACUGACUGGCUACUGACAUGCACAUCCUCACUCCUGCCUUACUCGCUCACUCACUUUGUGGUAUUUAUUUUUAAUUCAAUAUAAUUUUAUUCAUAGAGGUCCAAAACCAUUUAAAUUUGACUUUGUCAUUCACUUAGUGGUAUUUUUGUUUUUUCAAUUCAAUUUUACUCAUAGAGGUCCAAAACCAUUUCAGAGUUCUAAGAGCUUUAUAGAGCUCAGGAUCUUAUACCUUUUAGUAUUGAUCAUCUCUCUCUCUCAUAGCCUCUCUAUUUUGGAGUAGUAUUUUUAUAAUGAAUAUGUUUGUCCUGUUUUGAGCUUUGUGUGAAAACGGUUUAGUUUGCAUUGUUGAUUUUCCGUUGUUGUUGUUUUUUUCCUCGUCAUCAGUAUUGUUUUUGUAAGUGUCCAUCAGUCACCCAGAUGUUUGGAAGGAAGUUUGUAAAUGUCAUUUCCUCUUUGUAGUGUUGUUUGCUCUCUAAAUCACCAUGCCAUUUGGUAUUUAAAAGAAAAACAUUAUUCUUAGAUUAAAAGAAAAAUCCUGAAAACAUGCAGAGGAAA
Alosa sapidissima (American shad) is the source of this 2594-nucleotide messenger RNA. RefSeq names its product erythropoietin a (gene epoa). Gene Ontology annotation, molecular function: hormone activity; cytokine activity; erythropoietin receptor binding. Lineage: Eukaryota; Metazoa; Chordata; Actinopteri; Clupeiformes; Clupeidae. Gene Ontology annotation, cellular component: extracellular region. Gene Ontology annotation, biological process: nucleate erythrocyte development. The record is from RefSeq and is a predicted model, not a curated record. The coding region runs from base 350 to 898 and encodes 182 amino acids. The transcript has 5 exons.